Molecule: messenger RNA, 1675 nt
Organism: Coturnix japonica (Japanese quail)
Lineage: Eukaryota; Metazoa; Chordata; Aves; Galliformes; Phasianidae
Gene: CSF3
Product: colony stimulating factor 3
Biological process (GO): immune response; positive regulation of myeloid cell differentiation
Cellular component (GO): extracellular region
Molecular function (GO): cytokine activity; granulocyte colony-stimulating factor receptor binding
Source: RefSeq, a predicted model, not a curated record
GGGAGGGUUCAUGUGGGGGCCGGGCACAGCGCUGCCAGGUGUUGGUGCUGCCAGGGGACUCAGGGCUGGUCUCUCCUGGGUCCUGUGGCCAUGAUGGUCCCGCAGCCACAUUGACACCACGGUGAGGGGCUCCACUGAGAGCCACCGUCCCUGCCACAGCUGGUUAAUGAGUGACCAGCUGUAACCGGGCACUGGUGCAGCACCAGCACUGCCCACCCACCACCAGCGUUCGGCCGGGCACCGCUGUGCUUCGGUGGCACUGCAGCACCAGGAAAGCCCCAUUGCAGCGCAGCACAGGAGCACCCAGAGCCCGGGAUUUGCAUGCUGGUGAUUAAGACAAUGAAGCAAUCAGCACUGUUGCCACAUCGGUGUGAAUCCCCACAGCCCUCUAUAAAAUGCCCCGAUCGAUGAGGGCGCGCAGAGCGGGGCAGGGCACCGAGCCGGGCCGGGCUGUGCUGCAGGAGGAGACACGGAGCUGUGCACCAUGUGCUGCCUCACCCAUGUGCUGGCGCUGGCGCUGGUGCUGGGCGCCCUGUGGCAGGCGCUUCAUGGGGCUCCUCUGGCCGAGCUCUCUGGGGACCACGACUUCCAGCUCUUCCUGCACAAGAACCUGGAGUUCACCCGCAAGAUCAGGGGGGACGUGGCCGCUCUGCAGCGCGUGGUGUGUGACACCUUCCAGCUGUGCACGGAGGAAGAGCUGCAGCUGGUCCGGCCGGACCCCCCCCUUAUGCAGGCACCGCUGGAUCAGUGCCACAAACGCGGCUUCCAGGCGGAGGUUUGUUUCGGUCAGAUCCGAGCCGGGUUACACUCGUACCACGACUCGCUGGGCACCGUCCUGCAGCUGCUGCCCGAGCACACGGCGCUGGUGGAGACGCUGCAGUUGGACGCCGCCAACCUGUCGUCCAACAUCCAGCAGCAGAUGGAGGAUCUGGGCCUGGACACGGUGACUCUCCCCGCCCAGCAGCGCAGCCCCCCGCCCGCUUUCUCCACCCGUUUCCAGCAGCAGGUCGGAGGAUUCUUCAUCCUCGCCAACUUCCAGCGCUUCCUGGAGACGGCGUACCGAGCGCUGCGCCACCUCGCCCGGCUCUGACCCCGCCGCCCUUCCCCGCUUAUUUAAUAUUUAUGGCUAUUUAAUAUUUAUCCGGCCGGGUGGGGGGGUCCCGCCGCCCCCCCCCAGCCCCCACGCAGGGUGCCGGCCCUGCGCCGCCGUCCGUGCACGGGUCUCUGUGCAGCACCAGCCAUGUUUAAUAUUUAAACACAAGCGUAUCUCUGCUACGAGGAUUGAGCCGGGCUGAGCUCGGCGACCCCACCGGGAUCCCUCACCCACCGCCAGGGGAUGCAGGGACGGGGCCGCGAUGUCGCCGCCGUCGGGCUCGUUUCUAGGAGCGGAAUUUAUCCGCUGUCGGUGAGGAGGGGAGCGGCCCGGGAUGGGGUCCCACCGUUGGGGCUGAGGCUCCGCUCUGCCCGCACUCGGCUCCUAUUUAUUGCAGCGUAACUUAUUUGUGCCCCCUCCUACGCCUACAUUCGUGUCUCAGAAUCUCUCGGCUGCUCCCGGUCCUCCCAGCGCUGUUUCGUACUGUAUUUAUUCCUGCAGCUGGGUCGGCCCCCAGAGCAGCUCGUGCUGCUUUUUAUAUAUGUCACAACGAUGGAAAUAAAGUCGAUUUGGGCUCCAACA